UAUGGUUUGCCGCGGUUUCCUUCAUCCAAGGCCCCUAAUUUCUCGCUUCUAUUAUUUGAAACUGCAAUUCCAAGCCCAUUUCUCCAACCUGUUUUGGAAAUCACAGCUAUGACUCUGCAUCAACUUCCACAUUUCCCCCCUUUCUUCAUCGCAUGUCUCCUCCUUUUAUUCACACGAGUCACUCAUCUCUCUGGACACUUUUUCUGUGGUGGAUAUGAUUUUCAGCAUCCUUUCGGAUUUAAGGAUAGUGGCUGGGGGGACUUAAGCCUUCAGCUCGAGUGUGAUUAUGGUGAUUAUGGUGAUGGAUGGCCAAAGCCUGUACUUGAUAUCAGUGGUAAGAAAUACUACAUUCUGCUUCCUAAAUUCUACGACUUCUUUAGAUCCAACCAUACAAUGGGGGGUACCAUGACAAUAAUCGACAAGGAGCUAAGAGAUAAUUGCGAUCCAUCUUCCAAUAACUACACGGAAUUAAGGUCCAGCUCUCAAUUUCACAUUGCCCAUACACAUAUAAACAUUAGCCUAGGGGGCAACUGCGAACCAGGGUGGAUAGACUUGCCCAAUCAAACAACUGGAUUGAUGUGUAACUCUGAUUGGCACUACAAUUUGACAGCAGACAUUAGUUGGGCUGAAGUAUGUAAAGUACAAGUUGUAUUACCAGUCAAUAAGUCAGAAGGACCUGUAGAUGACCAUCAUAUCAUAGAUGGAGGUUUCCCAAUUGAAUGGAAUGUCAGCGAAGCUUGUAGAGAUUGCCAGUUAAGUCACGGGUUUUGUGGUUAUAACAGCAGUUCGAGGCGGUUUCAUUGCAAGUGCCCCUGGGACAACCUAUAUCCUGACAGAUGCCCCGCAGAAAAGCCCAAGAAUAAGACUACCAUUGCUCUACCUCUAGGUUUCUCCAUUGGAGGCGUUGCCCUGGUAGCAGCAGUAAUACUGCUGCUAAUUUAUCUGAAGAAGAGGCCGUAUCCCAGGCGGGGCCUUUCUGGAAAUCUCGGAGAUUAUGAAAAAAACGAAUUGAAGGCAUAUCCGCACCAGUUUGUUAAUUUGUCCAUAUUUUCUUAUGAAGAACUUAAAUGGGCAACAAAUUUCUUCAACGAGAAAAACAAAGUUGGAGAUGGAGGGUUUGGGUCGGUGUAUUUCGGCAAGCUUGAAGACGGACGAACUGUAGCAGUAAAGAAGCUUUAUCAGCAAAACUGGAAGAGCGUCGAGCAAUUCAUUAACGAGGUACAGAUCUUAUCCUGUCUUAAACAUCCAAAUCUUGUGGAUCUUUAUGGGUGUAGCAGUCCAGGGAGUCCAUUUCUGCUGCUGGUUUAUGAAUUCAUGGGCAAUGGGACCUUGGCCGAUCAUCUUCACGGGAGUCGAAGAGCCCCAAAAGGUUUGCCUUGGGAAACACGUUUAAACAUUGCCGUAGAAACUGCUCAGGCUUUGGCGUUCCUUCAUGGCUUACAUCCGCCCAUAUUACACAGAGAUGUCAAAUCUACCAACAUUCUUCUAGAUGAAAAUUUCGGGGCAAAAGUUGCAGAUUUGGGGCUUUCCAGGCUCUUCCCUGAAAAUUUCUCGCACAUCACAACUACGCCGCAAGGUACGCCAGGCUAUAUAGACCCAGAUUAUCAUGAAUGCUUUCAACUCACAGAUAAGUCUGAUGUUUACAGCUUUGGGGUUGUUUUGGUGGAAAUUAUCUCUGCUAAAGUUGCUGUCGAUACAAGCCGAAAUAGAAAUGAAAUCAUCCUCGCUGCUAUGGCAUCAGACAAAAUUAGAAGGGGAGUUUUGGAUGAAAUUUUGGAUCCAGAUUUGCAGAUUGGAAUGGAGGAGGAGGUAAAGCUUGUAGUUUGUGCAGUUGCCGAAUUGGCGUUCAGAUGCCUGGCAACAGACAGGGAUGUUCGACCAGACAUGAAGGAGGUUGCAACUCGUCUUGAGGAGAUAAGACAGCAUCAACGAAGUUUGGCUUAUUGACCAAAGAAUCCACUGGUUAUUUAGAUAUUAAGGGGGUAAAUUUUGUAACUUUUGAUGUAUCAAGUCAUUUUAUGUUUAUAUA
This is a messenger RNA of Cryptomeria japonica (Japanese cedar), 2029 nucleotides long. RefSeq names its product LEAF RUST 10 DISEASE-RESISTANCE LOCUS RECEPTOR-LIKE PROTEIN KINASE-like 1.2. The transcript is spliced from 3 exons. Gene Ontology annotation, biological process: protein phosphorylation. The coding region runs from base 109 to 1947 and encodes 612 amino acids. The record is from RefSeq and is a predicted model, not a curated record. NCBI's taxonomy places the organism in Eukaryota, Viridiplantae, Streptophyta, Pinopsida, Cupressales, Cupressaceae. Gene Ontology annotation, molecular function: protein kinase activity; ATP binding.